UCACCAAAAUUCCUCGAAAAGCAGACGCAAUUAAAAACGCAGCUGGAUUUAUUUUCACCAAUCAUUAUAAAACUAAAUAAUUCAAGUGAAUAGGACGCAACGAGCAAAAUAUACAAGAGUACAAUAAAUAUUAAUAAAGAGAUAUCUCUUUUGUAAAUUUGAAAAAUGGACUCAAUUUUGAGUUCCGGAGGCUCGAAUGCCUCCGGCGAUAGUAUUGGAGGCAUAAGCAGUGGAGGAAGAGGCUGUAACGGCGGUAAAAACAACAACAGAUUGCAACGUGUUGGAGAUACAUCUCACGGCACUCAAAGCGAUGUAAAUGCCGAAGUCAAGAAAGUAUAUCAACAACUCUAUAUUGUGGUAAAACAACUGGAUGAUGAGAAAAAACAGAUCUCUGGAAUUUCGCAACUCUUUCAAAAUGAUUUGGAGCAAAAGCGUGCACAAAUCGUUCAACUCUGCAUUCAAAUCAUAUUCAGGGAUUACCAAUCGGUGGGAAAACGAGCUCGAGAAAUUAUGUGGCGCAAGGGCUACUACGAAUUCAUUGCUUACGUAAAGAAGAAUUGGACUAAAGAAUUAAAGGAUACCGCUCAACCCGGUGCAAAAGAAAAUAUACAAAAAAUUGAGAGAUUCCUAUGUGCAGGAAUUUUAAAUUAUAAGCGAAUUGCAGCUAAAAUGGAGGAAAUAUAUGAUCUAGAUCUAAAAUAUCUGAUCGAUUUUUCCAUUAUAAGUGAUUCGUAUCUCAAGGAGCUGAAAGAUAAAGAGAAGCAAAGUAAAGAUGAUGGAUGGUUGGAUGUUGAUGAGAUUCACAAUUAUGCGGUUGAUAAGAGCUUGGAUGCCGUCUCCUUUGCUUUGGACACCAUUCAUUCUUCCCUGUUGAGUUUGGGUGAUCUUCAUCGAUAUUUCUUGGAUUUUCGCAUAGAUACCAAACUGAAUAUUACCAAACAACUUGCCGCCAAAUACUAUUUCGAAGCUUUCAAACUCAAUCCGGCAAUUGGCAUGGCUCAAAAUCAAUUGGGCACAUUGUAUUACGGACAAAACUAUGAUUUGGAUUCAAUCUACCACUACUUGUAUUCCCUUGUCAGUUUAAUACCUUUUGAACUGAGCGAGAAUAACGUAUGUAAGCUCUUUGCUGCUCAUGCCGAUUAUUUGACAAAAAUGGAUCCGGAUAAAAUAGAAUUUAGUCUUCAGGAUUUCUAUGCCCGUUUUUAUUUGAUUGUAGACAUAUUCUUUUUUGACAAAGAAGUACCGGAUUUUAACUCCCUAUGUCACUGCGUCCUAGUAGAUUUGCGCAAAAUUUUGUGUUCGAAAACAUUCAAUGUCAACGAUUCGAGUAUUUUCAAAAUUGUUUCCAUAUUGUUCUUCUGUUUGUCCAAGCUCAAGAUGAUAAACUCGCAAAAAGUUUAUUCGUUAAAUGCUUUUCUGGUGGCUGUAUGUUCUGAUCUGAUGGAUGCCUGUAUUGUAAGUUUGGAGCAGACUAUAUUGGCAAAAACUGCAGAAAAUGAACAAUUUCAUGUCAUGUAUACAAAAAAAUUUGAGGAAUUCGAUAUGUUGGUGCGCAAAUCUCGCAAUGAGUAUAAGAAUUGGUUGUCAACCAUUGGCGAAGCCGAGAGAAAGGAGAAGAAGCAAACGCAACAGCUAUCACAGAAGGACUUCUCUUCCGAUUCACGAGAGUCCCAAAGAUCCCAUGAUGAUUAUAUUUGCAAAACUCAGGACAGCGGUAAACCGUCCAAAGAUGAUAUCAAAAAUGAUGGAGAGCAAAACUCCACACGAUCAUCGGAUGAAGCCAAGGAGAGCGAUUUGAAAACUCCACUGUCGUGCAAGAGUAAGAAGAGAGGCAUGAAGUUGAGGAGGCGUCGUCGCAAAAUUGCCCAAUCGGAUGAUAGUUCUUGUUAUGACACUGAAUCGGAUAUGGAUACCGACUUUUCCACCGACGAAGAGGAUUAUACCGACUUAAGUUCAAACUUUGAUACAGACUUCAGUGAUAUAGAAGCAGCAGGUGAACCGGAACCAGAGAGAGAGGUUGAACAAGUCGAAAAUAAACACAAGCAUAACAAUGUCUGCAGCACAGCAUCGCGCCAUGGUUCCAAGGAAAGUGUCUAUACCAAUGGUAGCAUUGGUCCAAACUUUUCCGACAAUGAAGAUAUUGUAAUUGAAGAGGAAAAUAUCAUCUAUCCGGACCAAGAACAAGAAAAAUUACAACAUCUGUCAACAUCAGGUGUGCGCACAUCAUCUCAGGAUAUUGAUUCUGAGGAGUUAUUGAAAAGUUUCGAAAUCUUACAAUUGCAUACGAACAGUGCUGCCUUGAAUUUUAAAAAUUGUGAUAAUGAGGAAAAUCAGAAAAAUACCUCAGGAGCACAAAAGUCUGGUGAAGACCCAACAAACAAAGCAAGCGGAGAGCCUCCCAAGAAAAUGGUAUACCGCAAUAAAUACACUAAAAUCAAUCCUAAUAUUGUUGUUGAUUUCGCCAAAAACGAGGCCACCAUUAGGGCUUUAAAGAUACUUUUUGAUUGGCUUAGAAUCAAUCACGAAAUAUUGUUUGGCUGCUAUCACUCCAAUCCCGAGUUUAUCCACAAAAUAAUGAAAUUAUUAAAUUAUUGCAACAUCGAUAUAUUCACACGCAAGGUGUUCUUCGAAAGAGAGUUCCUUACAACGCCCAAUGUGCGUCAAACCUUGUGUGAUCUUUUUGAUGUUAGAGCUAAUGUACCGUUAUCGGAAGACUUUGUCUUCAAGAGUUUUGAUAUUUUCCAAUCUACUCAAAUAACUUUGGAUUGGGAGACCACUAUACGCGAAAAAGUAACCCCAGAGGAGGAAUGUAUAUUACGCAUCUUCAAAAUGGUCGAUUUUGGUUUCUUCAUUUGCAAACAAAAGAAAUUCAAUUAUCGCUUUUGUGUUAAGGCUAGACGUUUCACCGAGAACACCAAAAAGAAGCGUGAGGAGAAAAAGUCCUCUUCGCGUCGACGAGAAAGGCGUACAGCCAAAAAUGCUGCACGUAAGCGUACCGAAGGUCGCACUCGGCGCUAUUCUGAUCGUAAGAAUGGCAUUGUGCGUAAGAGUUACACCAGUAAUGAGGAAAAAGAUACUGUGGAGGAGUGUAAGCGCAUGCCACGAAAAGGCUAUUUGCGUAAUCGCAACACGGAUAAGUCAAAUAGCAAUGGAGCUACGGCUGGUGGUGCCACUUCCGCCUCUACAACUACUAAUAGCGCUAUUUGUGAGAAGAUUCAGUCAAGCAGUGGCGCCGAUGAAGAGCGUUCCGAAGCAAUGUCUAAAAAGUGUGAAAUCAUGGGAAAGUUGUGGUUAAAGAACGAAGUGGAGACUUUGGAAGAAGAGCUCCGUAAAAAUCCCAUGAAUAUGAUAAUGACACCCUUCCUGGUGGUUGAUGCUAAAGCUUUGACCGAAUACAAUGGUAUUGUUAAGAACCUGGUUAAAAGCAGGAAGUUCAUUGUGCUUAUUCCAAAUGCUGUUUUCAAUGAAUUGGAUGAACUCAAAAAACGCAGUGAAAAUGCCCGUAAUGUUAUUCGCUGGUUGGAACAGGAAUUCAAACAUGGCAAUCGCCACUUGCGUGCCCAGCGAGAUAACGAAAAUUUGACUUUGUCAUUGAUUAAGAUUCCAAGGAAAUUGGAUCGUGAUGGAUCUGUUUUCCUUCAAAUUGCACAAUUUUGCAAUCAUUUGGUGGCCAAUCACUCCGAUCCCAAUGCCACUGAAUUUCAAUCAAACGUGGUUACAUACUUGUCGGGUGAUUCGUUGCAUGAGAAGCAACGCAAUCAAAACAACUUCAGCUUCACGGGCAUAUUAGACUCGAUACCGGUGCGUCAUGAUCAAAUUGCAAAUUUCUAUGCGAAAUUUAAGGCCAACAAGAAAUGAAUUGAAGUAACGAAGCAGGAAUAGCCCUGCAUGGAAGAAAUGCGCCGUUGUCGUCGUCGUCGUCGCCCUAUAGCUGUCGUAUUGAGUAUAACAUACAACACAAACAAAAUGCCAAGAACGUUAAUGAAUGUGGGAACAACGCCUCUCCCCAAGUCAAAAACAACAACAAUCAAAUUAUCAACAAAAAACAAAAAUCCACAAAAUUCUUCUUACAAGUCAACAACCAUAACUACAACAUCAAUCAAUAACCACACCAUGCGUAAGAAUCGGUAAUGGGUUUCUAAGAGCUACAACAUUUUACCCUUGUCGAUUUUAUGAAAAUAUUUACAUGUAAGCUGCUGCUAUAGCUUAGCUUGAUUCCAAUCAAUGAAUAAUCCCUACAAGUUUGAAUCUGGUAGGGAUUUUUUCUGUUCAGCCAAGAGAAAUUAGCAGGAGAAGUACAUACGUGUGUGUGAGAGAGCGAAAGAGAAGAAUAUGUAUUUAGCGUUCCGUAGCAAAAACCCAAAUUUUUGCAAAAACCACGUUUCAAAUUUCAAAAAAAUCUUUAAUUUUUUUUCUAAACCAAGAAAUGGAAUGUAUAGAGAGCGGAACAAAAAAUCAAAAAAAAAAAAAAAUAUUUCAUUGCAAUAGAAAAAUGGAUGGAAAUUACCAAAAUGUUUUGCUCAACAUGUUUUUUGAACAAAAAUUCAGAGAAAAUCCUCCAACAAACUUCAACAAAAAGAACUUCUAACAGGCAUAUUCCAUAACUUGAAAUUAGUUAAGGGUAAAUUGGAAAUCGUACGUUUUUAGCCACCCAAGCUUAACAUGCCUGGAUGUUCUGCUAGAAACUACAAAACAAAAUGCCUGUUCAAAGAUCAUACUUGCUGUUUUUUUUUGUUCGGAAAACUACAAAACUCUUGGAGAAAGCUUUUAAUCGUCUUCGCGAAAAAAUUAGAAAAACAAAAUAAUUUAGAGGGAUUCCUUUGAAUUGCAAAAAAGAAAUGAACAUUUUAAGCUUUCAGUCCAGUCUGUCGUCAAGUUACGUUGUUAUCAAACAAGCUGUGAUGCAGCACAGUUAAAUUUCUGGCGUUUCAUUGUUUAUUUUGCAACAGAUUAACGAGGCGUAUAGAUUCUAUAACGCAAAACAGCUAAUAAUCAUCCCAAAAACCUGGAAAGGGGGAAAACGAAAAAAUGUAUGUUUUACAAAAGACAACACAUUGAUCAUACCUCUUCGUUAGAAAUUUCAUCACUUCAUAAUUUCAAAAAGCUCAUUUUAUAGUGUCUUUAACAUCAACAGAUUUUUUAGCUUUGUAAUUUCAUUUCGAUUACAACGAUUUGGUAGCAGUUUUGUAACCUGAAUUUUUAGCGUAUUCAUACAAUAUGUGGUCAUAAUAUUUUAAUGCCUUCGAAAUUAAUGCAUACAUUUUUUAUUGCCCCUUUUCAAUAUCAUCAAUUAAAAAAAUAUUUUAUUUUUUUCAAAUGUAUUUUUAUCGCAAUAAAUAUUGUUUUCAUAUAUACAUAUAAUAUUAGUUUUACCAUGAUAGCCAUUUUUUACAGCUUGUACAACAUUCAUAUAACUUACAAAUUUGUAAUCAUUUGUAAAGAAUUAAUUUAAAACAAAUAUGAAUUAGGUUCAUAUGAAUAAACCCACCCAAAGACAGGACUUUGGGUAGAUUUCAUACUUAAAAGUUACAAGGAAACAUGUACCUUGAAUGUCUAAUCAUUAUUUUUACAGGCAUUUGUGUUUUAAAUAUGGCGCGGAUACAUUUGAAAAUAAUUUCACCAACUAAUUUGAAAAUUUUGAACUGUCUUACAAAGAGAGUUCGAUUAUACAAAUGGACGAAAAUACUCGUAUUUUUUAACAAUAACUUCUUUACCCGCCCAACAUUCAGUCUCAGUUAUUUUGAACCAUUGUACAAAAGUUGUUUUAACUGACUGAAAUCGGUUUAAUCAUAUCGUUCAGUUUGUUGUGUUGUGUGUUUUUCACUUCAUUUGUAAUCGAUUUUAGUAGUUAGAUAAUUCAAAUCGAUUACAAAUGAAGUGAAAAAAAUCAUCACAUCAAACUGAACGAUAUGAUUAAACCGAUUUCAGUCGGUUAUGAGUAUAAUUAAAUUGAAAAAGUCCUUUAAGAGAAAAUAAAUGGACAAUUGAUUGUUUUGAUUUUCACACUUAUCAUUCCGUUUAAUUAAAAAUUCAUAUCAAUGAAAUGUAUUUUUUUCAAUAAAUUUGCAUUUUAAUGGAAAGGUGUUAAGUUAUCCAAAUUCGACUGUAUACAAACUUAGGUUAAAUGAAACGUAUUUGAAUUAUCCGGACUUAGUAAACAUCAACACACGGAAUAUUUGCUAACAGUUUUUUUCUUUUUGCUGGUUUUAAUUAAGAAAAUUCGGCUGUACAUAUAAAAAUAAUUUAAAUGUAUAUUCGAUACAUUUGGGACAGGUGGUCCCAGGUGAAUAAAACGAAUAGUAGUUCGUUUGGUAGGGAGGUGACAACCGCGUUGGUUAUUUGAUUCCGAUUGUUUUG
This is a messenger RNA of Stomoxys calcitrans (stable fly), 6357 nucleotides long. RefSeq names its product nonsense-mediated mRNA decay factor SMG5 (gene Smg5). Gene Ontology annotation, biological process: nuclear-transcribed mRNA catabolic process, nonsense-mediated decay. Gene Ontology annotation, cellular component: telomerase holoenzyme complex. Gene Ontology annotation, molecular function: telomerase RNA binding; protein binding; telomeric repeat DNA binding. The record is from RefSeq and is a predicted model, not a curated record. Bases 166 to 3858 code for a protein of 1230 amino acids. NCBI's taxonomy places the organism in Eukaryota, Metazoa, Arthropoda, Insecta, Diptera, Muscidae. The transcript has 7 exons.